GCGCGGUGUGCGCGCUUAUCCGUCCGAGCUGCUCUGCUAGUUAGUAAUAGAACGCUGAGCGGACAUGGCGGAGGGUGAGGGCGAGGGUGCUCCGCCAUCGCUACCGCCACCUCCGGCCAAACGCCUCUGUUCACGGGCUAAUCCGCCUUCCCAUGCUGCUCAGCAGCACCGGGGCACAUCAGGAGUUGGUCGACCCCAACAGUACCCUCAAUAUGAGCCGGAGUCGCUGCUGGACUGUGCAGCCAAGGCUGUGGCGGAGAAAUGGGCCUUCGAACGGGUGGAGGAGCGCUUCGAGCGCAUCCCAGAGCCGGUGCAGCGCCGCAUAGUGUAUUGGUCAUUCCCCAGAAACGAACGGGAAAUCUGCAUGUACUCUUCCUUCCAGUAUAGGGCCGAGGAGCAGGGCCCUGUUGGCUCGGGGAACGCGUCUGGGGGAACCUUGGGGAGCUCGGGGGUGAGCGGACAAAGCUCCGCUAUAAAUGGACUUGUAAACGCUGGAACUCCCGGGGCUGGAGGAGAGGGGUUGCCCUUUCGCCGCGGAAUCCGGCUCCUGGAGAGCGGCUGUGUGGAGAAUGUGCUGCAAGUUGGUUUUCAUUUGAGUGGCACAGUGACAGAGCCAGCAACACAGUCUGAUCCUGAAACCAUCUACAAAGUGGCCAUUAGUUUUGAUCGCUGCAAGAUCACCUCAGUCACUUGUGGAUGCGGGAACAGAGAUAUAUUCUACUGCGCCCAUGUAGUAGCACUGUCUCUCUAUCGCAUCCGCAAACCGGAUCAGGUCAAACUGCGUCUUCCCAUCUCAGAAACCCUCUUCCAGAUGAACCGCGACCAACUGCAAAAGUUUGUGCAGUAUCUCAUCACAGCCCAUCACACAGAAGUUCUUCCAACAGCACAAAAGUUGGCAGAUGAAAUCUUAUCCUCUAACUCUGAAAUUAACCAAGUACACGGUGCCCCUGAUCCAACAGCUGGCGCAAGCAUUAAUGAUGAGAACUGUUGGCAUUUGGAUGAAGAGCAAGUCAGGGAGCAGGUGAAGCUCUUCCUCUCUCAGGGAGGCUACUACAGUUCUGGGAAACAGCUCAAUUCCAUGUUUGCCAAGGUUAGAGAAAUGCUCCGUAUGAGGGAUUCCAAUGGUGCACGAAUGCUGACAUUGAUCACUGAACAGUUCAUGGCUGACCCUCGGCUAGCCCUCUGGAGGCAGCAGGGUACAGGAAUGACUGAUAAGUGCAGGCAGCUUUGGGAUGAGCUAGGGGCCCUUUGGGUUUGCAUUGUUCUGAAUCCUCACUGCAAACCAGAUGAAAAAGCCUGCUGGCUUCGGCAACUGCGAAAGUGGCAUGACAUGGAUGUCUGCCCCUUAGAAGACGGAAACUAUAGCAAUGACCUCCCUAACAUUACCAAUGCUUUACCACAAAAUAACGGUCACGAUUCUUUAGUAAGACCCAGAAGAACAGUAUUUACCCGGGCUAUUGAAGGUUGUGACCUGCACUGGCAAGAUAGCCACUUGCAGAGAAUUAUAAGUAGUGACUUCUAUAUGUCACCUUCCUUCCAAAGAGAUGGAGAGAGCUUACUCUUCAAUGCUCAGGGCCAACCCCUCUGGUUAGAGCAUGUUCCUACAGCAUGUGCCCGAGUGGAUGCCCUGAGAUCCCAUGGUUACCCCAAAGAGGCUUUACGCUUGGCAGUUGCCAUUAUAAACACCCUAAGAUUGCAACAACAGCGACAACUGGAAAUUUACAAGCAACAGAAAAAAGAACUGAUACAGAGAAAUUCCACCACAAUAACCAAUCUGGAGGGAUGGGUGGGACACCCACUUGAUCCUAUUGGCUGCUUAUUUACUACUCUUACAGAAGCAUGCUUGUCUGAUGAAGACAAUGCAAUGGAAGUUAUAGAUAGCAGUGAGUCCCGGCGGCCAGUCUAUCAGCAUAUAUGUGUACAAAAUGGCUCAGUUGAAAGUGGUGAAUCGUAUUUGUCCUUGGCACUGGAAGUAGCCCUCAUGGGCAUGGGCCAGCAAAGACUCAUGCCUGAAGGUCUGUAUGCUCAGGAUAAAGUGUGUCGUAAUGAGGAGCAAAUCAUUGGACGACUUCAGGAACUGGAACUGGAUGCCAUACUUGUACAGACACUCCGCAAGCAAUGCAUCCUGUUGCUUGAAGGAGGCCCAUUCAGUGGUCUUGGGGAGGUGAUACAUAGAGAGAGCGUGCCUAUGCAUACCUUUGCCAAAUACUUAUUCACUGCGCUGUUGCCACAUGAUUCGGAUCUGGCCUAUAAAUUGUCACUCAGAGCAAUGAGACUUCCAGUGUUGGAAAGCAGUGCUCCUUCUGUGGACGUAUCCCAUCCUCAUCAUAUUGUGUCUGUAGUGCCAAGCCGGUACCCCCGCUGGUUCACACUUGGCCAUUUAGAAUCACAGCAGUGUGAGCUAGCUUCUACCAUGCUGACUGCUGCAAAAGGUGACAUGCUGCGUCUGCGCACUGUGCUUGAGGCCAUACAAAGAAAUAUACAUUCUUCCUCACUUAUCUUUAAGCUGGCUCAGGAUGCUUUUAAGAUUGCUACCCCUGCAGACACCAGCUCUGACACCACACUUCUGAAUGUAGCAUUGGAACUGGGACUGCAGGUCAUGCGAAUGACUCUCAGCACCCUAAACUGGAGGCGGAGAGAGAUGGUGAGGUGGCUUGUGACUUGUGCCACAGAAGUUGGUGUGCGUGCACUAGUUAGCAUCCUGCAGAGCUGGUACACACUGUUCACACCAACAGAAGCAACAAGUAUUGUUGCAGCAGCAGCCACCUCUCACAGCACAGUCCUGCGACUCAGUCUAGACUAUUCACAGCGUGAGGAGCUGGCAAGCUGUGCACGGACUUUGGCCCUGCAAUGUGCAAUGAAAGAUCCACAGAAUUGUGCUCUGUCUGCUUUAACUCUUUGUGAAAAAGAUCACACUGCCUUUGAGACGGCCUAUCAGAUUGCUGUGGAUGCAGCUUCAGGAGGCAUGACUUACUCCCAACUCUUUACAAUUGCCCGUUAUAUGGAGCAUCGUGGCUACCCAUUGCGUGCUUUCAAGCUGUGCUCCCUGGCCAUGAGUCAUCUCAACUUGGCAUACAACCAGGACACACACCCAGCUAUAAAUGAUGUCUUGUGGGCAUGUUCCCUCAGCCACUCGCUUGGCAAGAAUGAGCUGGCAGCACUGGUACCUUUAGUGGUUAAAAGUGUGCAUUGUGCCACGGUGCUUUCAGAUAUUCUUCGCCGAUGUACAUUGACUGCUCCAGGGCUGGCUGGAAUUCCUGGCCGCCGGAACUCUGGCAAGUUAAUGUCAACAGACAAGCCACCUCUGCGGCAAUUGCUGGAUGCGGCAGUUGGAGCCUACAUUAACACCACCCACUCGCGCCUUACACACAUAAGUCCUCGACAUUAUGGGGAAUUUAUAGAGUUCCUCAGCAAGGCUCGGGAGACCUUCCUACUAGGGCAAGAUGGCUUGCUACAGUUUGCCCAGUUCAUAGACAAUCUGAAGCAAAUCUAUAAAGGAAAGAAGAAACUUAUGAUGUUGGUAAGGGAGCGCUUUGGAUAACUCGCCAGUCUAUUCUUGUCAUUUGUACGUUUCCAGACAACAUCUGUGAAAUUCCCUCUUUCUGAUCUCCUGGAUUACUUGCUCCUGAUAUUUAAUAGUCUGAGCCAUGACUAUCAGAAGAUGCCUCCCAGACUGCAUGAGACUUAUGUUACAUUUCAUUCUGGUGAAACUGUAUUAUUUUCUGAGGAACUGAUGAAGGGUCUUCUAAAUUACCUUAAAUUUUGGGGUAAAUGUGUCAUUAGUUGUUACAGGGUUGGUUGUUUACAUUGGAUCUUGUAAUAGGACCAACCUUGACAGAAUUAUCUCUUUUUGGGCUGGUUAUGCUUAGGUGGGCAGAAAUGAGCAUUGUGAAGCUUAAAGUAACUUCCACAAACAUCUUUGUCUUAAACUGUCAGGGCAUUAAUAGGUGUUCCUGUUGAACAAUAACUUUAUGUAAUAUUGGCAGCCUAAAGUAGUAGAAGAACAUUGCUGGUUGUUGUGUUUGUCAAACUUCUCUGGCAAAAUGUUAUUUGCUAGCAGAAGGGUGUAAAGAAAGCCAUGCAAUGAUGCAUGCAGAGCAUUAAGGUCCAGCAUUCAUUCAUAUUGAUAGCACUAAAAUACAUAUAUUCACUCCAAGUUCAUAUAGGAUUUCCUUCAGUUUAGGUAGUACACCAAGUGAUUGUAGCAUAAAAUGAGCAGCCACAAUCAGGACCAUAGUCAAUAAAUGCUGUACAGGUGUUGGAACCUUUUCAAUAACAAAAAAAUGUACAACAUAUAUUAAGUUCCUGCUUGUACUUUUAUGGAAGAAUCACUUGGUUCUCCCUAUGCUGAAGUUCUGGGGGCAUGUGCACCUAGACCCCAGUGAGUCUACUUAUUGUUCAGAAUAACCUAAUUCACUCUUUCAAGUUUACAUAUAGGAUUUCCUGCAAAAUAUUUUUGGAUAUAUCUACAGAAUUCAGAAUAACUUGUAAAUCUUCCUUCGAGAAUAUAUAUCCUCUAGAAUGUUGCUCCAAUCAGCAUAUCCACAGUGCUGUCAUUAAGUGUUGAUUGUAUUAUAUAAUCAACACCUAAUUUAAUGAUAUCAUUCUGGAUUAUGAUAAACAGAUUAUGCUGAUUGGAGCAACAUUCCAAAGGAAGAUUUAGAAGUUAUUCUGAAUUGAGAAAGUCAGUUGGAUGACUGGUGAAACAUCUUCAAGGAAAAAACACAGCAAGUCCAGUUGAUUUGACUUAUUUCUGUAGAUAUACCAUGACCUUGAUGAAUGAGAAUCUUCACAAACAUAUUUUUAGAUAUGUGGAUUACAGACGUUAAAGCUGUGGCUCUCUCUGCUAUUGAAAUUCAAUUCCCACAUUCCAUGAGCUCUAGGUUAACAAGAACAUUAGGUACCGUAAUUAGUCAACACCAAGAAAACACUUGUUCAACAAAUAGUCACUGUAACCAUGUCAUUUGAAAGUUCAAUUGAAUAUAGAAAACUUUUGUUGCCCUGAAAAUAUUGAACUAGGGAAAUCCAUGUUAAACAAUCCUGCCUAGAUAUGUGCCAGUCAGGUGGUUAGCUCCCAAUGAAAUAGCAGUGUUUGGCUUUUUUUUUUUUUAAUGAGAAGCCAACUGUGAGGCAAGAAUUGCGUUUCUUCUCAUUUUCUGCCAACUGUGUGCCCUUCAGUUCUUUUCGUUAUGGAAAGCCUUACCAAAGUCUGUAGUUUCUACACAUUCGUCUCUUCUUAAAGAGUUGAGAGAGGCAGAAUGCAUUCGGCUUAGAGAAAUUGACAUGCUUCUGGUCAAGAGCCAAAAUUUGGAAACAUCACUUUGCUGCUAGCUUGCAAAAACAUGUAUUUUACCGACACAUUCCUUAUUGGAUGAAAUCCUGUGAAAUCCACACUGACCAGAUUAGAUGGGUGUAUUAGUUUCAGUGGGCUUAUCUGUUGUUUUCAGAACUGUCAUUUUACUACAUGACUGCCACAAUACUAGGAAAAAAUUGUUCCUAUUAAAUUUUUAUUGAUUUACUUUUCGGUUUAGCAGCCUAGAAAAGGUUCUCUCUCAUUUUUUAGAUUUUGAUGUUCGAGUGUGACCAAAUGUAGAUCUGAGUUGUUUUAGUUAGGCAUUGACUGAAUGCUAAUCUUUAGUGAUAAGUGGGCGAUAUGAAAUUCAUGUAGUAGGGCUGGUGCUCAUAAUUGUGUUAUUAUGCCCUGUUGGCUAGGGGAAAUUACCAGCCAGGUGGCAACCCUAUUGCUGGCUUAGUGGAUAAAUGGCCAAAUUUAUCACCAACACAAAUGGUAUACACUGGUGUGAGGCACGCAGUUAGUAAUUGAACUGUGGGCUUAUGCCUGAUGUCAGGAAAGCCUCUUGUGAUUGGUCUCAUUUUAUUGGAAGGCACAGCCAAUGGUUUGGGAUUAUUUCAACCAGAUCUGCUCUCUAAAUUUGCCAGUAACUCUUCUUCUAUUAUAUCUGAUCGGUGCAAUCACUUGGUGAUACAGCAAGAGCUUACUGCUGCAAGAUGAGAGCAGACUGAUUGUCUGAGUGCAUUAGUAGCAUCAUAAUGAACCUGAUAAUUGUUCUAACAUAUGGCCUGGAUCAGCAGAAGAAUGUUCAAACCAUUAACCACUUGCCUUUAAGAUUUGUCCUUUGGCAAGGUAAAGCCAGGCUGACGUUAUACUUUGUAUUGUUAUUUCGAUAUUUUCCUGUAUUACAAUAAUGACAAAUGUAAAUUUGCAUUAACAAAGUAGUAAUCUCAUGUGCAAACAGCCAUUCAAAAGGAUCUAUUCACACAUAGUCACUGCAGAUCUAUGGAACUGGAAAAAGCAUGCUUUAGUGCUAUCUAUGGGACAUAUUCUCUUAAAUUCAUCAUUUCCCCAUUUUGAUUUGAACAAGGCCUGUCUCUCUGGAUCACAGUCACAGUGGAACUGCAAGCUGCUGUACAUCCAGGUAGCGCUAUGGCUGGAGCUUGUGGGAAGCCUUAUCAUCAAAUCAAACUGCUAUCACUGUCAGUAUGUUCAUGGCUCUGUCAUCAAUUCUAGUUGCAUUUCAAGAUCGCCUUACUUAUUAUCCUGCCCCCAUCUGGUCACGAUGGGAAGUGUUUCCCGCAUUCUCACUGAACAGACUGCAAUCCAAUCUCAGGGAACACUUAACACAAGAAAAUUGUGACAACAAAGCAUUUAUCUACCUGUAAAUACAAUAAUAUAUGUCACUUAUGAAAUGUAAUGUUCUAAUUAUUUAUAAAGGUUCUGUCUUUUCCACAGGGCUAAGGUGAACUUAAAUGCCUUUGCCAAGGUGGUGCUUUAAAUGCUUUGCUUUUCAGUGAGCUUUCUCAGGUGGUAGGAUGGAGUUGGUCAGGUACUGUGCAAUGAGGAUAGCUCUGGCAAUAAGUUCAGGAACUGUUGGCUAUCCCUGGGCAUAACCCCGAACAUGAAAAAGUGAGCAGGACUGUGCCAAGAAACUGUGUUUGCAAACAAACCCCCCCCAUCUAAUGUUGGAUCAUGUGACCUGAAGUGCUUUGCAACACUUGCUCCUUUACAUUUUUAGAGGCCAUUGCAAUAAAACUAAUGAACUUCACCCCCCCCCCCCAAUUAGGAGCCUGUUAAUUAUCGUCUCUUUUGAAACAAACGCUGGAUGUUGAAUGACAGGCUUGGAUUGGAGCUGAAGCCAACUGGAGAUGCAUUUCUUCUGACCUUGCAUAUAUACAUUGGCCAGUACAUAAUUCCCUUCCCACUGCCAUUUUUUUUUUAAUUUCAGCAUUCGCUAUGAAUGAGUUAAUAUGGACUGUGAGUUUUAGCAAUAAGCAAGGUGUAGUGAGAGCCAAGGCAAUGUGAGCCCAAAGUGAACAAUAUCCUGUGAAUGCUCUGUCAUUAGCUUCUCUGCACCACCUAUUUAUUUUCUCCUCACUCCAUUUCCCAGUUACCUGUCCUUGUCCUCAUUUCUUUACUGAUUUUGUUUUUGGGAGGGAGGUAAAAGAGUGGUCAAAUCCGGGCCCCCGAUUAUGGCCGGGAACUGCAGCCGUCACUGACCACUUUAUAAUGGUUUAGUUUUCUGUUUGUACUACUACUUUCACAUAUAAAGAUAAAAACCACACACUUUUCCUCAGUAUUCCUUGCCACAGACGUAUCCUGUAUCUGUUAUUUUAUUUUUACUGGUUUUAAUUUGUACUUUUGUUAUUUGUGCAGCCUCUUAAUGUUUGUUAAUAUUAAUAAGAAAAUGAACCCUAUUUAUGUAUUGCUGACACCAUUUUAUAUGAAUUGUGUUGAAAAUUUCAGUGCUUUUUUUAUGAAUAAAUUGUGAAUCACAAUAAUUAUA
Molecule: messenger RNA, 7802 nt
Organism: Xenopus laevis (African clawed frog)
Lineage: Eukaryota; Metazoa; Chordata; Amphibia; Anura; Pipidae
Gene: zswim5.S
Product: zinc finger SWIM domain-containing protein 5
Exons: 14
Coding region: 65-3541 (1158 amino acids)
Cellular component (GO): Cul2-RING ubiquitin ligase complex
Molecular function (GO): zinc ion binding
Source: RefSeq, a predicted model, not a curated record